GCCGGUUGUGGCGCACCGACGGGGCGUCGUGACGUGCGGUGGCGACGGCGUAGCGUCGGUCGCGGUCGUCGACGGUCCCGGUAGAGCCCGCGUCGUCAUUCCCGUGCAGCAGUGCCAUUCGGCCGGACCUAGUCGCGCGGACCGAUAACGCCAUUGCCGUAACAGCGCGUGAACUUCGUACACGUUUUUUUCGCCGUCCCGCGUUUCCUUCGACUUACGUCCAGUCGAUCCGCGAGAAAAAAACGUAAAAACACAAUACUUAAACCCAUACUAGUACGUACGGCACCGCGCGCUGUCCGUCCCCGAGGGCGGUGAACUGCUGACGGACACGACGGACGGGAUACGGUAUAAUCUCUUGCCCGACGACGAAGCUGCGCACAGUGCCGUGUGGUGCACAACGUAAUUGCGCAACGGACCGACCGACCCCGCAGACGCAACUCGCACACGUACGUAACUGCGUGUCCGGUGACCGCGUUGACCAAGAGUGACCGGUGAAAAGCGAUACGCGCCGAACAUGUCUUCCAAUAUGGCAUGGGUGACGUUGGCCACGAACGAUUCCUAUUCCCUAGGAGCGUUAGUCCUGGCGCAUUCGUUGAAAACCGCCAAGACGGUGCACAAGUUGGCCAUAUUGAUUACCCCGGGUGUAACAACAUCGAUGAAGCAGCAAAUCGAAGCCGUAUUCGAUGAUGUUAAAGUAGUUGAUGUGUUGGAUUCUAAGGAUCAAACCCACUUGGCCCUGAUGUGUCGUCCUGAAUUGGGAGUGACUUUCACCAAACUACAUUGCUGGACGUUGACCAAUUAUGAGAAAUGUGUGUUCCUCGACGCAGACACGUUGGUAUUACAAAACUGUGACGAACUAUUUGAACGUGAAGAAUUAUCAGCUGCUCCAGAUCCAGGAUGGCCAGACUGCUUCAAUUCUGGUGUAUUUGUGUACAAACCUUCUCAAGAAACUUUCGGCCAGUUAUUAGAAUUCGCAAGGACAAGAGGAUCAUUUGAUGGUGGUGAUCAAGGACUUUUAAAUAUGUACUUUAAAGAAUGGGCACAUACCGAUAUUUCAAAACAUUUAUCAUUUACCUAUAAUGUGGUUUGGUCGUCUACGUAUUCGUACUUACCAGCGCUUAAACAGUUUGGGCAAAACAUGAAAAUUAUUCACUUUAUAGCAGCCAGUAAACCAUGGUUGCAAUCAUUUAAUACCGAAACCAGAGUUGUAACGCCAACUUCUGGGGGAACUGGAUUGCAAACACUGUUACAAUUCUGGUGGGAUUUAUUUUGUCAAUAUGUUCACCCCAGUCUUUCCACUGAAAUGAUAGAAAGUCGCCUCAGUAGCCGUUUUUCCUAUGACUUUCAUCCCGAAAUCCUUCCAGACAUUAAUACGUCAAAUAAAUAUACUCCUGACAAUAAUACUUUAAAUAAUUUUAAUACUCCCUCUUACGAAUCUCCGAAACGGGAUCAUUAUAAUUUCAUUGACCCCUGGGAGGAAUAUUUUGAUGCAAAUGUGCAAACAAAUUACGAAAUUUCGGAAAAUACAGCUGUUGUGAAUGAGGUUGAAAAUAUCAAAGGUGAUGGAAAUUUGGUGGAAGUAUGUUUGAAUAAUCAUUGUGAAGAGGAAAUAAAAAACAAUUAUAGUACAUUCCAUUGUGAAGAAGAGCAAACAAGUGAUUAUAGUUUUCAGAAUAAUGUAGUAGAAUGGAGUAUAUUUGGUAAUGAAGAGAAGAAUGAUGCAGUGGAUUUUGAAAAAGAAAUAGUAAUAGAGUCCAAUGAACCACAACAAGAACUUCAUACUAGAGAAAAUGAUUUUUAUCCCGCAUGUUAUGAUGACAUUCCUAAUAACUCUAACUCCAGUUUGAGUGUAAAUAACUGUCGUCCAGACACUCCAACCCAUUGCGAGGUACCUAAGGAUCAGACUUGUGAUUUAGAUGGUGGUUUGGCUGGACAAUUCGCUAGGAUUUCAUUAGGUGAAAAAACAGCUGAUCAAAAGGCUUUAGAAGAUUUCCUUCGGCGUCAAUCCUGGGAACAAGGAAAUAUGGAUUAUUUAGGUAAAGACAGCUUUUCUAAUAUAUGGGCUAAGAUCAAUGAAACUCUGGGAAAAGUUCCCGAAGUUGUAGUUGAGCCUAGUGUCAUUAGAGCACCUUCGCCACCAGAAGUAGUCCACAGUGAAGAACCAAAACCAUUGAAAUCUGCUUUAAAAAAAUCUUCAACCACAGUUCCACCGGUAGAAUUUGAACUACAAACCGAUAGCAUUGAGCCACACGUAAAACAAUUUGAAAAGCUUGAUCUAUCAAAGGAUAUUUUGAAAGAAUUAAAAACUCCAGAUACUCCUACUGUUACUUCACCGUCACCUCCAACAACACCUACCGCUCAGGCUCAAGAACCACCAAAAUCAGAAUCCGUAAAAGAAACACCAAAAUACGAUGUAUGUACCAAAGAAAUUUCAAAAUCAACGGAACAAGAAUUACCGAAACCAGAAUUAACAGAAGCCGCAAAAGUGAUACUAGAAUCUGAUAUCAGUACCGAACUUAAAAAAACUUCAGAGCCAAAAUCAGAGGCAUCUGUAAUAAAACCAGACGAAUCAACAAAGGAAGUAUCUUCACCAACUAAGACACCGCUUUCUGUCGAUAGUACCUUGCCAUCAGUAUCAAACGAUCCACCUGUAGCACCGAAACGCACUAAUAAAGGGGCUAAAACUCCAGAGAAAAAAUAAGCAGUAAUAAUAUAAUCAAACUAAUAAUAUUAUGUACAAGUUUUGUUUUGUUCCUCAGAGUAAUAUAUUUUUAUUAACAGAAAUAGGCUAAACUAAUGUAUGAACAUUUAGAGCCAAAAUUUGUUUUUAUUGGCUAUAAUUUCUUGCACU
This is a messenger RNA of Sipha flava (yellow sugarcane aphid), 2851 nucleotides long. It is a transcript of the gene Gyg, whose product is annotated as glycogenin-1. Gene Ontology annotation, molecular function: glycosyltransferase activity. The record is from RefSeq and is a predicted model, not a curated record. The transcript has 9 exons. Bases 515 to 2701 code for a protein of 728 amino acids. Lineage: Eukaryota; Metazoa; Arthropoda; Insecta; Hemiptera; Aphididae. Gene Ontology annotation, cellular component: cytoplasm.